Molecule: messenger RNA, 7108 nt
Organism: Betta splendens (Siamese fighting fish)
Lineage: Eukaryota; Metazoa; Chordata; Actinopteri; Anabantiformes; Osphronemidae
Product: myosin-1-like
Exons: 39
Coding region: 205-6105 (1966 amino acids)
Cellular component (GO): myosin complex
Molecular function (GO): ATP binding; cytoskeletal motor activity; actin filament binding
Source: RefSeq, a predicted model, not a curated record
GCAUCUGUGACGUCAUGAAGUGAGUUUUUACAGGAGAUUGUGGAGUUUGUGUAAUUGUUUUAUUUUUAAUUUUCUUUGCAGUCAAGCAUUUUUGCAUUUUUCAAUCAGAAAUUAAGAAGCUGAUCCAGGAUAAGCACAUAUCACUCGACUGUGUCCGAAGGGGUAAAGAGACCUACUCUAGCCAACACAGGGUGUAGUCCAGAGAUGAGUUCAGACGCUGAGAUGAGUGUUUUUGGAGAGGCUGCCUCAUAUCUGAGGAGACCUGAGCGAGAGAGAAUUGAAGCCCAGAACAGGCCCUUUGAUGCCAAAACUGCAGUGUUUGUAGUGGAUCCAAAGGAGCUGUUUGUUAAAGGCACGCUACAAAUCAAAGAGGGUGGCAAAGCUACUGUUAAAACCCAUACAGGGAAGGUUGUAACAGUGAAGGAUGAGGAAAUCUUUCCCAUGAACCCGCCCAAGUUCGACAAGAUCGAGGACAUGGCCAUGAUGACCCACCUGAACGAGGCCUCAGUGCUGUUUAACCUCAAAGAGCGUUAUGCAGCGUGGAUGAUCUAUACCUACUCUGGGCUCUUCUGUGUCACUGUCAACCCCUACAAGUGGCUCCCAGUGUAUAACCAAGAGGUAGUGGUGGCCUACAGAGGCAAAAAGCGCCAAGAGGCUCCUCCACACAUCUUCUCCAUAUCUGACAAUGCCUAUCAGUUCAUGCUGACUGAUAGAGAAAACCAGUCCAUCCUAAUUACUGGAGAAUCUGGUGCAGGCAAGACUGUCAACACUAAACGUGUCAUUCAGUAUUUUGCGACAAUCGCAGGUUCUGGGGACCGGAAAAAAGAAGUUAGUGUCUCUGGAAAAUUACAGGGAAAUCUAGAGGACCAGAUCAUAUCUGCUAACCCACUGCUAGAGGCUUUUGGAAAUGCCAAAACAGUCAGAAAUGACAACUCCUCCCGUUUUGGCAAAUUUAUUAGAAUCCACUUUGGAACCACAGGAAAACUGGCUUCCGCUGAUAUUGAAACUUAUUUGCUGGAAAAAUCUAGGGUAACGUUUCAGCUCUCUGCAGAGAGGAGUUACCAUGUUUUCUACCAGAUCAUGUCCAACAAAAAGCCUGAGCUCAUAGAGACUCUGCUCAUCACCACCAACCCCUAUGACUACCAAUUUGUCAGCCAAGGGGAAAUUAGUGUGUCCAGUAUUGAUGAUAGCGAAGAACUUAUGGCCACUGAUGUAAGUGGCAUUUUUUUAUUUACCAUCAGCUUCAACAUAGUACUUACAUCAGCCCCGACCUGCUUUCAGAGCGCAAUCGACAUCCUUGGCUUUACUGGAGAGGAGCGGAUCGGCAUCUACAAGCUAACCGGAGCUGUGAUGCACUAUGGAAGUAUGAGGUUCAAGCAGAAGCCGAGGGAAGAGCAGGCAGAGCCAGAUGGAACAGAGGUGGCUGACAAAGCAGCUUACCUGAUGGGUCUGAACUCUGCUGACCUGUUGAAAGCACUGUGUUACCCUAGGGUGAAGGUUGGCAAUGAGUAUGUGACCAAAGGGCAGACUGUUCAGCAGGUCUACAACUCGAUUGGGGCUUUGGCCAAAUCCGUUUAUGAAAAGAUGUUUCUGUGGAUGGUCCUACGCAUUAACCAGAUGCUGGACACCAAGCAGCCCAGGCAGUUCUUUAUUGGAGUCCUGGACAUAGCUGGGUUUGAAAUAUUUGAUUACAACAGCCUGGAACAGCUGUGUAUCAAUUUCACCAAUGAGAAACUUCAGCAGUUUUUCAACCAUCACAUGUUUGUGCUGGAGCAAGAGGAGUAUAAGAAAGAAGGCAUUGAAUGGCAGUUCAUUGACUUUGGGAUGGAUUUGGCUGCUUGUAUAGAGCUGAUUGAAAAGCCAAUGGGCAUUUUCUCCAUCCUGGAAGAAGAGUGUAUGUUUCCCAAAGCAUCAGACACCACUUUUAAAAACAAGCUAUAUGAUCAACAUCUUGGAAAAUCAAACAAUUUUCUGAAGCCCAAGCUUGUGAAAGGCAAGCCUGAGGCUCACUUCUCCCUGGUUCACUAUGCUGGCACCGUGGACUACAUCAUCACAGGCUGGUUGGACAAAAACAAGGACCCCCUGAAUGAGACUGUAGUCCAGCUCUACCAGAAAGCUAGCCUCAAACUACUGGCAUUCCUCUAUUCCACCUACGCUUCAUCGGACGAGAACACAGGUGGAGGAAGUGGGGGAGCUUCUAAGAAGUCAGCAAAGAGAAAGGGCUCAUCCUUCCAGACUGUAUCCGCUCUCUUCCGAGAGAACCUGGGAAAGCUGAUGACCAAUCUCAGAAGCACCCAUCCUCAUUUUGUUCGGUGCCUGAUUCCUAAUGAAACAAAAACUCCAGGAAUUAUGGAGCAUCACCUGGUUAUCCAUCAGCUGCGAUGCAAUGGGGUGCUGGAAGGAAUCAGGAUCUGUAGGAAGGGCUACCCCAGUAGAAUCCUGUACGGGGAUUUCAAGCAAAGGUACAAAGUACUGAAUGCUAGUGUGAUCCCCGAGGGACAAUUCAUUGACAACAAAAAAGCUGCUGAGAAGCUCUUAGGGUCUAUUGAUGUUGAUCAUACCCAGUACAAGUUUGGCCAUACCAAGGUAUUCUUCAAAGCAGGUCUUUUGGGUUUGCUAGAAGAAAUGAGGGAUGAGAAACUUGCUUCUCUCAUCACCAUUACUCAAGCCUUGUGCCGUGGCUUUCUGAAAAGGAAGGAGCUUCAGAAAAUGUUUGAGAGGAGAGAAUCCAUUUACAUCAUCCAGUACAACAUUCGCUCUUUCAUGAACGUAAAACACUGGCCGUGGAUGAAACUCUACUUCAAGCUCAAGCCGCUCCUGAGGAGCGCUGAAACAGAGAGGGAGAUGGCCAUAAUGAAAGUUGAGUUUGCCAAGUGUAAGGAGGAUUUAGCCAAAGCUGAGGCCAAGAGAAAGGAGCUGGAAGCCAAAAUGGUCUCCCUGCUCCAGGAGAAGAAUGACCUGUGCUUACAGAUUCAAUCUGAAAGUGAGAGUCUGGCAGAUGCAGAGGAACGGUGUGAAGGGCUGAUUAAGAACAAGAUUUUGUUAGAGGCUAAAACCAAAGAACUCGGGGAGAGACUAGAGGAUGAAGAGGAGGUAAAUGCUGAACUGACGGCAAAGAAGAGGAAGCUAGAGGAUGAGUGCUCUGAGCUAAAGAAAGACAUAGAUGACUUGGAACUCACCCUGGCUAAAGUAGAGAAGGAAAAACACGCCACUGAAAACAAGGUGAAAAAUCUGACUGAAGAAAUGUCCUCUCUUGAUGACACCAUUGCCAGACUGUCCAAGGAGAAGCUGGCCCUGCAGGAGGCUCACCACCAAACGCUGGAUGACCUCCAAGCAGAGGAAGACAAAGUUAAUUCUCUUACUAAAAUGAAGACAAAGCUGGAGCAACAAGUUGAUGAUCUUGAGGGUGCACUAGAACAAGAGAAGAAGGCCAGGAUGGAUGUUGAGAGGGUGAAAAGGAAACUUGAGGGCGAUCUGAAAUUGUCUCAAGAAUUUAUAAUGGAUUUGGAAAAUGACAAACAACAGCUGGAAGAACGCCUUAAAAAGAAAGACUUUGAAUUUAACCAACUUGUUGCCAAAAUUGAAGAUGAGAAGAGUAUGGCUAUGCAGUCGCAGAAGAGGAUCAAAGAACUGCAGGCUCGUGUUGAAGAGCUGGAAGAGGAGACUGAAGCCGAGCGUGUUGCCAGAGCUAAAGUAGAAAAACAAAGAUCGGAUCUGUCCAGGGAGCUUGAGGAGCUCAGUGAUAGGCUGGAGGAGGCCGGAGGGGCCACAGUCACUCAGAUUGAGACGAACAAGAAGCGGGAGGCUGAGCUUCAGAAACUGAAACGAGACCUUGAAGAAUCAACGCUUCACCAUGAGGCCCUCGCUGCGGCCUUAAGGAAGAAACACGCUGACACUGUGGCUGAGCUGGGAGAGCAGAUUGACAACCUGCAGAGAGUCAAACAGAAGCUGGAGAAGGAAAAGAGUGAGUACAAGAUGGAGACUGAUGACCUGUCCAGCAACAUAGAGGUCAUGGUCAAGGCCAAGGCCAAUUCUGAGAAGCUGUGUCACUCUCUGGAAGACCAGCUAAGGGAACUGAAGGCAAAAAAUGACGAGAACACUCGUCUGAUCAAUGAAAUAAAUGCUCAAAGGGCAAAACUUCAGAAUGAAAAUGACGAGUUUUCUCAUCUCCUUGAGGAGAAAGAGGCGAUGCUGAACCAGAUGUCAAGGGCAAAGCUUGCCUUUACUCAGCAGAAUGAGGAACUGAAGAGACAAGUUGAAGAAGAAACGAAGGCUAAGAAUGCCCUUGCCCAUGCGCUCCAGUCAGCUCGCCACGACUGUGAUUUGCUAAGGGAGCAGUUUGAGGAAGAACAGGAAGCCAAAGCUGAGCUCCAGAGAACAAUGUACAAGGCCAAUACCGAGGUUGCCCAGUGGAGAACAAAAUAUGAAACCGAUGCAAUUCAGCGCAAUGAUGAACUAGAAGAGGCCAAGAAAAGGCUUGCCCAACGUCUACAAGAGGCUGAAGAAACUGUUGAGGGUGCGAAUGCCAAGUGCUCAUCUCUGGAGAAGACAAAGCAAAGGCUGCAGGGAGAGGUGGAGGAUCUCAUGGGGGAUGUGGAAAGAGCAAAUGCUCAAGCAGCUAGCCUGGAUAAAAAACAGAGAAGCUUUGAUAAGGUUCUGUCAGAAUGGAAGCAAAAGUGCGAGGAGAGUCAGGCUGAGCUGGAUGGAUCGCAGAAGGAGUGUCGCUCCCUCAGUACUGAGCUCUUCAAAAUAAAGAACUCUUAUGAGGAAGCCCUGGAGCAGCUUGAGGUUCUCAAACGAGAAAAUAAAAACCUGCAGCAGGAAAUCUUUCAUCUGACUGAACAACUUGGAGAUAAUAGCAAAGUAAUGCAUGAGCUGGAGAAGAUAAAAAAACAAACUGAGACUGAGAAGACGGAGAUCCAGAAUGCUCUGGAGGAGGCGGAAGCCUCUCUGGAACACGAGGAAUCCAAAAUUCUCCGUAUCCAUGUGGAGCUCUCUCAGAUCAAAGGAGAGGUCGAUCGCAGGAUGGCUGAAAAGGAUGACGAGAUCGAACAAUUAAAGCGCAGUCACCUGCGCAUCGUGGAAACCAUGCAGUCUACUUUAGAUGCUGAGGUACGCGGCAAAAACGAUGGUGUGAGAAUCAGGAAGAAAAUGGAGACUGAUCUCAACGAGAUGGAGAUCCAGCUGAGCCACGCCAAUCGGCAGGCUGCUGAGGCCCAGAAGCAGCUGAGGAACGUGCAAGCCCACCUCAAGGAACAAACGCUCCAUUUGGACGAGGCCCUGCACAGCCAGGAAGACCUGAAAGAGCAGGUGGCUGUGGUGGAGCGCAGGAACAACCUGAUGCAGACAGAGGUGCAGGAGCUCAUGGCUGCUCUGGAGCAGUCUGAGAGAAGCCGUAAGGUGGCUGAACAGGAGCUGACUGACGCCUGUGAGAGAGUUGGACUGCUACACUGUCAGAAUACCAGUCUCCUCAAUUCAAAGAGGAAGCUGGAUGCAGACGUUAGCCAGCUACAGGGAGAGAUGGAGGAGGCGAUCCAGGGGGCCCGCAAUGCAGACGAGAAAGCUAAGAAGGCAAUCACUGAUGCAGCCAUGAUGGCAGAGGAGCUGAAGAAAGAGCAGGACACCAACGGCCAUCUGGAGAGGAUGAAGAAGAACCUGGAGGCAACUGUGAAGGAUCUGCAGCACCGUAUGGAUGAAGCUGAGAGGCUGGCUUUAAAAGGGGGCAAGAAGCAGCUACAGAAACUGGAAGCUCGUGUGCGUGAACUAGAGGGCGCAGUAGAGAGUGAGCAGAAGAGAGCCACGGAUGCAGUCAAGGGAACCCGCAAAUAUGAGAGGAGAGUCAAGGAGCUCACUUAUCAGACUGAAGAGGACAAGAAGACUGUUCUGAGGCUGCAGGAUCUGGUGGAUAAGCUGCAACUCAAAGUCAAGGCUUACAAACGGCAGAAUGAGGAAGCUGAGGAGCAGGCCAACGUUUAUCUGGCAAAGCUUAGAAAGGUGCAGCACGAGCUGGAGGAGGCACAGGAGCGGGCCGACAUCGCAGAGUCGCAGGUCAACAAGAUGAGAACCAAGAGCAGGGAAUUUGGAAAGGCUGCUGAAUCUGAGUAGCCCAGAGGUGACGAAACCAAGCCAAGCAACUACAAAUUUAGUAAAGUGAACAAACGUUCUGCAUUGAACUUGUUUCAGAAUAAAGGGGUGUGAAGCAUUUUGUUUUUUCUUGCCCAAAGACUGCCACUUAAAAUUUGAGCCCACGCAUUAAUGUAUACUCACCUACCCUGAUCAUCUUUACAAAAAUUACCACAAAUGGAAAAUGACAACAAUAAGCACUGAUAAUUAGCAGGUUAGUUUAAGAUUUGUAGUGAUAAUUGGGUUUUAUGGAUGGUAGAUCACUUGAUCCACUGUAAGAUGCCCUUUGUGGAUACUUAACGUCUAAAUUAAGCAUUUGUUCACAGAGAGCAGUGUAGAUCAAAGCAGAAUUCCUGCUGACAUUUACAUCCCGAUGUGACAUAACUGUCUUCUUCACGGUCACUUACCAACAAACACUGCUCAAUCCUAGUUCGAGAGCAGUGGCUCAACCAUGAUUAGACCAGUGUAAUCAAAGGCACAUACAGUAUGCACCAACCAGAGAGCCCCCAGAAGAAGCAUUUAUUUAGUUGUCACUCUAUACAACUAGAGGGCUCCCUUGAACAACACACGUAGCAUUAACAGAGGAAGGCCCAAGGAGGAAUAAGAAUUGUUAGUUUAGAGAUGGAAAUAGACCUAGUUUUAAAAAAAGAAGGUUCCUACUGUACAUAGCCAUAAUCACAGUUUUACUAUUGUUAUUAGCAGAGAGCUGUAACCAUAAAGCCCACACUUACACACUACAGUACAUAAAAAACUUGAAGUGGGCCUAUAUGUGAUUUCUUUGUUUUCCUGUUCUCUGUAUUCUGUGUACAAAAGCUACAGUAAUAAUCAGUAAGUAGAUUAUUAAGUAUAUUUAAAUGUUUUCAUCCUAACACAUUAUAAGCAUUAAUUGUCCCCUAUAGCUUAAGUAGAGCUAAAUAUAGUGGUUACCGUAUUUAUCAGAAAUACAUUCAUGUGGUGUCAUAUUAAAUACAGUAUUAUAUUGACA